AUGCUUUCCAGGAACUCUGCGCAGCGCCUUCUCAGGGCUGCCGCUCAGCCCAGCCAGCGCCUCAACAUUGCGCGCGGCUUCGCCAGUGUCCAGGACACCCCCGCCCAGUCCCUUCAGGCCGAUAUCUUCAAGCCCACCAAGUACGGUGGCAAGUACACCGUCACCCUCAUCCCUGGUGAUGGUAUCGGUGCCGAGGUCGCCGAGAGCGUCAAGACCAUCUUCAAGGCCGACAAUGUGCCAGUUACCUGGGAGCAGAUCGAGGUCUCCGGUCUCUCAGAUGCGACCCCAACCGGCCGCACCGAGGAGGCUUUCGCCGAUGCCGUUGCCUCCCUCAAGCGCAACAAGCUCGGUCUGAAGGGUAUCCUCCACACCCCUAUCAGCCGCUCCGGCCACCAGUCUUUCAACGUCGCCAUGCGCCAGGAGCUCGAUAUCUAUGCCUCCAUCUCCCUGAUCAAAAACAUCCCCGGCCUCAAGACCCGCCACGACGGCAUUGACCUCGCCAUCAUCCGUGAGAAUACCGAGGGCGAGUACAGCGGUCUCGAGCACCAGAGCGUGCCCGGUGUCGUCGAGUCCCUCAAGAUUAUCACCCGCGCCAAGUCUGAGCGCAUCGCCAAGUUCGCUUUCAGCUUCGCCCUUGCCAACCACCGCAAGAAGGUUACCUGCAUACACAAGGCCAACAUCAUGAAGCUUGCCGAUGGUCUCUUCCGCAACACAUUCCAAAGUCUCUCCAAGCAGUACCCCAUGCUUGAGUGCAACGACAUGAUUGUCGACAACGCCUCCAUGCAGUGCGUCAGCAAGCCCCAGCAGUUCGACGUUAUGGUCAUGCCCAACCUUUAUGGUGGUAUCCUGUCCAACAUUGCUGCCGCUCUCGUUGGUGGUCCUGGUGUCGUUCCCGGCUGCAACAUGGGUCGUGAUGUCGCCGUCUUCGAGCCCGGUUGCAGACACGUUGGUCUUGACAUCAAGGGCAAGGACCAGGCCAACCCUACCGCUCUUCUUCUCAGCGGUACCAUGCUUCUCCGCCACCUCGGCCUUGAUGACCAUGCCAACCGCAUCUCCAACGCCGUCUACAGCGUGAUUGCCGAGGGCAAGAUCCGCACCCCCGACAUGGGCGGUAAUGCCACCACCCACGAAUUCACCCGCGCCAUCCUCACCUCCAUGGAGAACUCGUUGUAA
Messenger RNA from Podospora anserina S mat+, 1173 nucleotides. RefSeq lists its product as uncharacterized. Gene Ontology annotation, molecular function: NAD binding; isocitrate dehydrogenase (NAD+) activity; magnesium ion binding. Gene Ontology annotation, biological process: isocitrate metabolic process; tricarboxylic acid cycle. Bases 1 to 1173 code for a protein of 390 amino acids. The transcript has 3 exons. The record is from RefSeq and is a predicted model, not a curated record. Gene Ontology annotation, cellular component: mitochondrion. NCBI's taxonomy places the organism in Eukaryota, Fungi, Ascomycota, Sordariomycetes, Sordariales, Podosporaceae.